UGUUUGCGUUGGAGCGUGAGCUAGUUUCGACCGGCGUACCUGGGAAGGACGGCAGGACCGCCGCACCCGUGGUGAACAUGCCGGGUCGAAUUCGAAGUUGGACGGGUUACUUCGACGUGUGGCCAACGGGCGUCGUCGUGGACCACCAUUGGUUUCUUGCACGACCGGCGGUGGAGGUCGGCAUGGCGUCGGACGAGUCGAAAGCGGAGUAUGUCUGCCGCAUGUGCCGUGCGCUUUUGUUUACGAGCGAUGACUUGAUGGAGCACGAGCCGCAGAGGCAUCAGAUCUCGCAGCGAAAGAAGCUGAAGGAAGCAAAGCUUGGCGCGGUCGAGUGCAGCUCGUACUUCCUUUCAGAUACGAAGGAAUGGAUGGACGAGGCAUCGCUUGCCGAAGGCAAACUGUUUUGUCCGGUGGCCAAAUGCAAUUCCCGCUUGGGGUCGUUUGGGUGGAGUGGCAGCCAGUGCUCGUGCGGCACGUGGGUCACACCGUCCGUUCAAUUCACAAAGAGCCGCGUCGACGUCAAAGUAAAGAUGGCGAUCCCAGCUGUGUUUGUCCCUGUCGUAGAGGCGGCCGCAGUAGCUGCUCCAGGUGGAGACUCCGUCGUCGACAAGUCCCAAGGCAUUGACGACGCAUCAGACACUCCAACUCCGGCCGAAGCCGCCGUGACGCCUUCUGCGUAAUGUGUCGUUCGUUUCCAAGUUGAAAGGACUUCUAAGUCAUGGCACGGGGUGUGUGCCAUCCUGCUUCGAUAAACCUUCAGAUAUUUACUGCUAUUCCCUUGCCGUCGUUCGUCAUGCUGCUGUGCAAAUUAAACUGAACUGUGCCAUCAAGGGAUUUGUUCUGCGAGCGUCCGAA
Messenger RNA from Aphanomyces invadans, 855 nucleotides. RefSeq lists its product as hypothetical. The transcript has 2 exons. Lineage: Eukaryota; Oomycota; Saprolegniomycetes; Saprolegniales; Verrucalvaceae. Bases 78 to 680 code for a protein of 200 amino acids. The record is from RefSeq and is a predicted model, not a curated record.